GACCGAGCGCGUUACAGCGCUGCCGUGGCAUACUGAGACGGAUACGGUCACCAUGGACCGAGCGUAGCAUCCAUGUACCAAACGGCGAGUACACUUAAGGAAUCGUCAUUUGCUCGACACUUGACCUACGCGCUUGUUAUUACAGCUAGGAUGUCUGUGACCAAAUCCUGCCUGUUCAUCGCUGAGCUGUGGAUCUUCUGUUCAGUCGUGGACAUGACCAGCGGCUACCAGAGGGAACAGCGCAGGCUGACAGAGGAUGUGGACUGGUCUUACACAGGGGCCCUGAACCAAGGCCACUGGGUGCGGAAGUUCCCAUCCUGUAGUGGUGCCAAGCAGUCGCCCAUCGAUAUCGACGAGGACUUCACCCAGACCCAGGUCCAGUACCAGAACCUACAUCUCCAGAACUGGGAGCAGCUCACAUCCGACUCCACCAUCACAAACAACGGGAAAACAGUGAUUGUGGAGAUGAAGGGUCAGUACUACAUCAGUGGUGGAGGGAUACACUCUCGCGUUAGAGUGGCUCGCAUCACCUUCCACUGGGGGCGCUGUAACGCCACGUCUGAUGGCUCCGAGCACAGUCUCAGUGGAAACAAGUUCCCCCUGGAGAUGCAGAUCUACGGCUAUGAGGAGUCCAGGUUCGCGACCUUAGACGAGGCCCUGGACGCCGGUGGACGGAUCACGGCACUGGCUGUUCUCUUCGAGGCCAGCAUUGAAGACAACGAGAACUACGCUGCCAUAAUUGAAGGGGUCAGCAGCGUUUCAUUUUUAGGUAAGAGUAGCACUUUGGGUGCCUUCUCUCUGCUCCAUCUGUUACCACAGUCUACAGACAAAUACUUCAUCUACAACGGGUCUCUCAGCAUUCCCCCCUGCACAGAGACGGUGGAGUGGAUCGUGUUCAAAAACACAGUGCCCAUCUCAGAAACACAGCUGGAGGUGUUCUGUGAUGUGAUGACCACACAGCAGACUGGCUAUGUCAUGCUGACAGACUACCUGCAGAACAACUACAGGGAACAGCAGCAGUUUGUGGGCCAGGUGUUCUCCUCCUACACGGGCACAGAGGACGUCCACACACCCAUGUGCAGCUCAGAACCUGAAAACGUCCAAGCCGACCCGCAGAACUACACCAGCAUCAUGGUGAUGUGGGAGAGGCCGCGUGUCGUCUCCGACACCAGCAUUGAGAAAUACUCCGUCACCUACCAGAGACUGCAGGGCACAGACCCACCCAAACAGCAGUACCUGACUGAUGGAGACCAGGACGUGGGAGCCAUCAUCCACAACCUGCUGUCCAACAGCAGCUACGUUGUCCAGGUGGUGGCGCUGUGUACCAAUGGCCUGACUGGCCGAAUGAGUGACCAGGUCAUAGUGGACAUGCCACUGGAAGACCCUGAAAAUGACCCUGAUCCUGACCCUGACUCAACAGAAUCGGAAGAAUACAUUGAGGAGACUUUCCCAUCCCCGACCAUUAAGGUCAGGACGCCAAAGAAGCCCCAGGGUUCUCCAGGGUUCUCCUCCUCUGUAAAGAGCUCCGUACAUGUCACCAUGGUGACCGAAUCUCCAGGCUUUCUGGUUCAAGCUAAAAAGGCGACCACUGCGCCCGUACAGCUGAGGCUCACAGAGGAGACUUCAUCAUCCUGGUCACCUGAUCAGAGGAUGGCAGGAAGCCACACCAAGCAAUCAAUCAACCGCCUUGUGCCGGAGGAGGCCGAGGCCACUUCACAGGACGGCAUCCUCACGACUGACAGCCGCUAUGAGAACUUCCUGAACGUGAGCACUAUGGAAGCCACGCCCACCUCAGACAGCAAGCUCCACAGGGUCUUAACUCUCAUCCAUGUUCGGAACGAGAUCACAACCACAGUCCCAAAGCAGAAGACAACAAGCAAUCUGUCUGCAAUGCCUGCCUCCUCCACCUCCAGUCCCUCUGGAGCUGGGCGACGCACGAGCACCACCUCCUCAACUCCAGCUCUCAACACCACCCAUGGCAUUCAACACAGCAUCAGCAACCUGCAGACCACGGCAUCAACAUCAGAGGAGACCAUCCACCAAACCACUCAGCCACUGUUUAACGAGGCGAGUAACAGCAGUCCCCAGUCCCGGGUGGGAAUGGUAGGAGGUGUGGAGAGGGAACAGAAGACAGUGGUACCACUGGCUGUGGUGUCCACCCUUACUGCCAUCUGUCUGCUGGUACUGGUGGGAAUUCUCAUCUAUUGGAGAAGGUGCUUUCAGGCAGCACAUUUUUAUGUGGAGGACAAUGUAUCUCCCAAAGUCAUAAGAGCUCCAUCAACACCUCUGCUACUUGCUACAGAGGAACACGGCUCCCUUCCAGUGAAAGACUUUGUGAGGCAUGUUGUAGACCUCCACUCCAGCAACACCUUCUCCAAGGAGUUUGAGAUCUUGAAAGAGUCGUACGAGGAGAUUCAGUCCUGCAUCGUGGACGUGGGCAUUACAACGGACAGUUCAACCCACCCCGACAACAAAAACAAGAACAGAUACAUCAACAUCCUGGCCUAUGAUCAUAGUCGAGUUAAGCUUUCCCAUGAUCUAGAGAAAGAUGGAAAUACCGGAGACUACAUAAAUGCCAAUUACGUGGACGGCUACAAACACCCGAAGGCGUACAUAGCAGCCCAGGGUCCGGUGAAGGCAAGCCUGGAGGACUUCUGGAGGAUGGUGUGGGAGCAAAACGUUGGCAUCAUCGUUAUGAUCACCAACCUAGUGGAGAAAGGCCGGAGGAAAUGUGACCAGUACUGGCCUGUGGAGAACCAGGAAGAGUAUGGAAGCUUCCUGGUCACACUGAAAAGUAUAAAAACCUUGGCCUACUUUACCAGGAGGACCUUCACCUUGAGAAACAUCAACAUGAAAAAGAGCUCUCAGAAGAUGCGCAGUCUGGAGAGGACAGUGGUUCAGUACCAUUACACUCAGUGGCCAGACAUGGGUGUCCCAGAGUACACACUGCCAGUAUUGUCCUUCAUCCAGAAGUCGUCCCAGGCUCGGACUCCUGACUCAGGCCCCGUGGUGGUGCACUGCAGUGCUGGUGUAGGACGGACAGGAACCUAUAUUGUCAUAGACAGCAUGCUCAAACAGAUGAAGGCUGAAGGAACAGUGAACAUCAUGGGCUUUCUCAAGCACAUUCGAACCCAGAGGAACUACCUGGUGCAGACAGAGGAACAAUACAUUUUUAUCCACGAUGUCCUAGUAGAGGCCAUUAAGAAUAAAGAGACACAGGUGUCAUCCAGCCACAUUCAUGCCUACGUUUCCGACCUUCUGACCCCUGGACCAACCGGCAAGACUUGUUUGGAGAAACAGUUCGAGCUAGUCAGUCAGAACUGUGUGAAACAGAGUGACUACGCAACCGCUCUGAAGGACAGCAACAUACCAAAGAACAGGAGUUCUGCUCUGCUGCCUGUGGAGCGGUCCAGAGUGCACCUGCCCAGUACGGUAGGAGACUCUUCAGACUACAUCAACGCCUCAUACAUCAUGGGCUACUCUCAAAGCUGUGAAUUCAUCAUUACUCAGAGCCCUUUGCUCAACACUGUGCAAGACUUCUGGAAGAUGGUGUGGGACCACAACACUCAGAUCGUCAUCGCUCUGCCAGACCCACAGACCCAGGAGGGGGACUGUGUGUACUGGCCCAACAAAGAACAGCCCAUCACCUAUGAGAACUUUACGGUGACGUUCCGAGGGGAGGAUCGAGUGUGUCUGUCUUAUGAUGAGCCACUGGUGGUGCAUGACUUCAUUUUGGAGGCCUUAAAAGACGACCACAUGCUGGAGGUACGCUGCUUCCAGGCUCCUCAUUGGCUAAACCCAGACAGCCCCGUCAGCAAAACCUUCGAGCUGGUCCACAUCAUCAGAGAAGAGAGUGACCACCGAGAGGGAACCAUCAUAGUUCACGACAGGUAUGGAGGAUCCAGUGCUGGGAUCCUGUGUUCCCUGAUCACCCUGGUUAACCAGCUUGAGGAGGAGAACAGUAUAGACGUCUAUCAGACCGCGAGGAUGACCAACCUACUGAGGCCCGGAGUCUUCGGUGAUAUUGAGCAGUUCCGGUUCCUUUACACAGCUAUACUGAGCUUGGUAAGCACCAGGGAGGAUGAGAAGGUUCUUCGCUCCACAGAGAACAACGGCACCAUCUCAGGCGGCUCAGCCAAAAUCACAGAAAGCCUGGAGUCCCUUAUGUGACCAUAUAAUGCCCAUGUUUGGAGCUUUUUAUGUGACUACGUAAUGCCCACGUCUGGAGGGUAACACUUGUAAUGCUGUAAAUUGCCAUUGUUUACAUCAAGAGUGAUGGCUUCUGCAUUCACACCUUCCUAAAGUCUCCAGCAUGGGCCGCUUGAGGGCAGAGUGUGAUUCGAUCUUAAAUUGUGCCUUUCUGUAUAACUUAUAAUUUACAGUGCUUUGAUAUGUUAUUGUUGGAACUAAUGCCAAAAUUUUUACUCUUUUGAAAAGUUGACUGCUCUAUUGAUAUUGAUGUCUUCUUUUUUUUUAGUUUAGCUUGUUAAAAGGUAAUAUUUAUACGUAAUUGGUGAAGUGUUUAAAAUCCAAUUCUGUAUCCAUUUUCUGAGGAAGCUCUAGAUUUGAAAAACGUUUCUCUAAGCAAGCGUAGCUGACAUACUGUUACACAAAGACCUCUCUAGAAUGUACGACUGAUCACUGACCACAUCAACAGACCAAACCCCAGCUGUUGGGAUACAUUUUCUGUUUUAGUACUUUUAUUUUAAAGUCAUCAUUUAACAGCUUUAUAAUUUAUAUGUUUAAAGUAACUGACAGUCCUGUUUUUUUUUUAAAGCACUGAGACAAGUCUGUCAGUUCUUAGCAUUUACUUCCUGCAGAUGUAAAGCAACCAUGAGUCUCAGUACUCGGUACUUGUAGGUCUGUUUCUGUUCCUAUUGCUGUCCAUGAACUUCGUUUAGGGUCAUUUUGUUUCAUUCAGUAAACCAUGAAGGAACAUGAAGGAAGACCACCCACCCAUAAACUGCUCAUUGUCAUGUGGAAUAUGUAUUUCAUAUCUACAUAACUUUUUAAAAUCUACACAGUAAUUUAGUUCCUUGAGAGAACUAUACGUUCUUGAACGAGACUUAGACCAUUGUUAAGGGAUAGACAAAACAGAUAUGUAGAAAUAAUCCAUUAACAUUCUAUUUUCCCUUUACGUAAAAUAGAGCAAACCUCUUCUUUGUUUGAUGGUUUCAUUUCUGCUUGUAGUUGAUUUUAUGUAAAAGUUACAUAACUGUGUAAUGUGAUGAUUGUACUGAGACAAAAUUAUAAAUGCAAAGAUUUUUAACUGUACAUACGCUAACUCUAAAGUAUAAAAUCCCAAACUUUUUUAUCGUCA
Molecule: messenger RNA, 5320 nt
Organism: Electrophorus electricus (electric eel)
Lineage: Eukaryota; Metazoa; Chordata; Actinopteri; Gymnotiformes; Gymnotidae
Source: RefSeq, a predicted model, not a curated record